Molecule: messenger RNA, 3147 nt
Organism: Fusarium poae
Lineage: Eukaryota; Fungi; Ascomycota; Sordariomycetes; Hypocreales; Nectriaceae
Exons: 3
Coding region: 1-3147 (1048 amino acids)
Biological process (GO): lactose catabolic process
Cellular component (GO): beta-galactosidase complex
Molecular function (GO): beta-galactosidase activity; carbohydrate binding
Source: RefSeq, a predicted model, not a curated record
AUGGGUGGAGGUAACGCAGAGCAGCCAAAGGGUAUUCCUCUCCAGGAAGACGCUUCUCGACCAGAUUAUAUCAACGAAGCUGUCUUCAGAAGAAACACCCUUCCCACCAGAUCAUACCAUAUUCCUGAGACAUCAAUCUCACUCAACGGAACAUGGGACUUUGCUCUGUCUGGAACAGCCAUUGAGGCACCCGAGCCCAGCUCAAAAGACAUCACAUAUGGACCAAUUCAAGUUCCUGGUCACUGGCAGCUUCAAGGUCACGGAAAGCCAUGGUACACCAACGUCCAAUAUCCCAUCCCCGUCUGCCCACCCUAUGUUCCUACCGAGAACCCUACGGGAUCGUAUCGCCGUGACUUUUACGUCCCAGCAGGAUGGGAUACAGAUUCACAGCUCAGACUGCGUUUUGACGGUGUCGAUAGCGCGUAUCACGUUUUCGUGAAUGACGUUUUAGUUGGAUAUGCUCAAGGCUCAAGAAAUCCUUCAGAGUUCGACAUCUCAGCCUUCGUCAACCGAGAAGGCGCAAACGAGCUGUUUGUACGGGUUUACCAGUGGUCUGAUGCGACAUACAUCGAAGAUCAAGACCAGUGGUGGCUUUCUGGAAUCUUCCGUGAUGUCUACCUCAUCUCCUUCCCAGCUGCGCGAAUUGAUGACUUUUUUGUCAAGCCUGAUCUUGACAGCAGCUACGAGAACGGAACAUUGACUGUCUCAGUCGAUCUCUCUACUACUAAGGACGCAGUCCUUGAGUUCACGCUAUCCGAGCUGACCAAGAACGGCGGGGCUGUUAUCAACUCUACCAAGACCUCUGUCGAUGGAAAGUCCAGCAAGGUUAAUCUGACGCUUGAUGUCAAGGAUCCUAAGAAGUGGACUGCGGAGACGCCUUACCUCUACUCAGCUGAGCUCAAGCUCUCUGACGGGGAAACUGUACUACACAAGGUCCAGCAGCGGGUGGGAUUCCGCAAGGUUGAGCUUAAGGACGGUCUCAUGACUGUCAACGGAAAACGCAUCCGCCUUCGGGGCGUUAACCGCCACGAACAUCACCCCCUUCUCGGACGUUCCGUGCCUCUCGAGUUCGCCAAGCGUGAUCUUCUCAUCAUGAAGAAGCACAACAUUAAUGCUCUUCGUUGUGCCCAUCAGCCCCACGACCCGCGUGUCCUAGAUCUCUGCGAUGAGUAUGGUCUGUGGGUCAUGGCAGAGGCCGAUCUCGAGUGUCACGGCUUCUACGACGCUGUGGCGCGACCUCUUGACAUUCCAGAAUCUAUGGACUACGGUGAGCGAAAGAAGCUUGCUUUUGGAAAGGCUGCACAGUUCACCUCCAACAACCCUGACUGGAAGGAGGCCUAUCUUGAUCGAAUCAACGCUGUGCUCAAUCGUGAUAAGAAUCAUGCCAGUGUUAUCAUCUGGAGUUUCGGUAACGAGGCUUUCUAUGGUGAUAACCACAGGGCCAUGUUCAAGUACGCUACCGAAACUGACCCUUCUCGAUUGAUCCACUAUGAGGGAGACGAACAGGCUGAGACUACACACAUGUACAGUUAUAUGUAUCCCACAGUCGACCGUCUCAUCAAGUACGCCAAGGAAGAAGGCGUCAAGGAUGGCAAGUUCGAGAAGCCUAUCGUGCUCUGCGAAUACGGUCACGCUAUGGGUAACGGUCCCGGUUGGCUCGAGGACUAUGAGCAAGCCUUCCGUGACUACCCUCGUCUCCAAGGUGGCUUCAUUUGGGAGUGGGCUAACCACGGUUUGUGGAAGGAUGAUCACGAAGGCGCUGGCUACUAUGCUUAUGGCGGUGAUUUUGGUGACACUCCUAACGAUGGCACCUUUGUUAUGGACGGCCUGCUCAACAGUCAGCACAAGCCUACGCCUGGCUUGGUCGAAUACAAAAAGGUCAUCCAACCGGUUGGCUUCUCGUACUCUGCUGGUGAAUUGAAGAUCGAGAACCGUCAUGACUUUGCUGGCCUGGAGCAUUUGACCGCUUCCUACAAGAUUGAACAGCUUGGACAAGAGUCCUCGUUGAUCCAGUCAGCGUCCUUUGAUGUGCCCGAUAUUCCAGCUGGUGAGACACGCUCUGUCUCUCUUCCCGUUGAUGAUAAGAAGUUCAACAAGGACAGUGAGGUCUACCUGACUGUGACUCUUUCCCUCAAGCACUCCACAGCCUGGGCUCCCGCAGGACACGAGAUCGCUUGGUCGCAACAUCAACUCCAGGUCCCUCAGUCGUCCGCCAAGAACACUUCUGUUGCGAGCAACACUCUUUCCUCCAAGUUAGAGGUUUCUGAGAAGACGUCCACCGUGACAAUCUCUGGAAAGGAUUUUGAGUUCACCUUCAACCGUGCUUAUGGCACAUUGGAGAGCUGGGUCUCAAAUGGCAAGACAUUACUCGAGUUUGAUCCAAAGACUAAAGCCGCUAUUAUCCCAUCCUUCUGGCGACCCAAGACCGAUAACGAUGUGCCUGGCGCCGUUCCUUACUGGCAACGAUUCGGCGUUGAUCAGCUUGAAUCUCAACUUCGAUCCUUCACUGUGGAUUCAUCAAACUCGGAUAAGGUUGUUCUGAAAUCGAAGACCUUUAUCACUCCCCCAGUACUCUUCUGGGGAUGGGAUUGCGAGAUAGAAUACACGGUGUACUUGAACGGCGCACUGAGCGUUAAUGUCGCCCGUCUAUCUCCCCAAGGAUCCGUUCCUGAUCACGUCCCGAGAAUUGGUCUCAAUCUGUACGGCAGCAAGACACUUGAGCACGUCAAGUGGCUCGGACGUGGACCCGGAGAAAGCUACCCCGACAAGAAGACAUCUCAACGCGUCGGCAUCUGGAACGUCGAGUCCAUUUCCGACCUCCAGGUCCCUUACGAUGUUCCACAAGAAAACGGAAACAGAGAAGAUACCCGAUGGGUAGCGCUGCGUGACUCCAAGUCGCCUAGUGUCGGUCUCCGUGCCACUCGCUUAGACGGCGCACACUUUAGUUUCCUGGCUUCUAACCACAGAGACUCAACUAUCCAGGACGCAAAGCAUCCUCCCGAUCUGUUUGAAGAGGAUGUGGUGUUCAUCAGGCUAGAUCACAAGGUCGCGGGCGUAGGAUCGGGUGCUUGUGGACCAGCUGUUCGUGAGGAUUUGAUGGUCAAAACUGAGGAGACUACUUUCGGUUUCUUGCUAGAGCCGCUAUGA